CACUUACUUCUCUUCCACGAUACCCUCAAACUUCCGCUCACACCUCGUCGAUUCAUUUCUCUGGGGUCCGAUCUCUUUUUUUUUCUGGAGAACGUGUUGUAUGAGGAUAACGCAAAAUCACCUGCCCAACAUGAGCCCGACCGACGAAGAGCUCGACCGUGACUGGCAGCCCAAUGGCCGGCGCCCGCAGUCUACCAUUGCUCAAUCGUUCAGCCAAGAGCUUAUGGAUAUCUUCCGGAUCGAGAACAGCAUUGCCGACCUGGACGAGCAGGUGGAUAGGCGAAAACAGCAGGUCACGACAGGCCAGUCCGAGCUGGAGGCCCUCGAAGCCAGGAUCAAGGAGAUGGAGGACCGGCUGAAGAGCCGGCUGCCGGGCGCCUCGGGCGGCGCGAGCCCGCGCGCUCAGCGACAACCCGCCGCCGCCGGCGUCUUCGGCCAGCCGCCGCUGGCACCGGCCGAGAAGGACGCCUCGCAGCAGCCGCGUUCCCGCCCAGGUACGGCGAAGCCAGCCCAUCAAGCCCCCGGCCACGGAGGGGCCAUGCCUCCGACUCCCACAGCCAGCGAAGGUGAAUACGUGCUCGUCAAUCAUAGCUCCUCUGGUGGUGCCGGCGCCCUCGGUCCCCGAAGAUUUGCUGACUGUGUCUUGGUCUCUAAAGAUGGCGACCGCGAUAACUAGGUCCGCGAACCGACCCGGUCUCCCGUAGCUGUUCCCGCCCGUGCCCCCCUUCCCAGAUGAGACGAGUGGUUUCUUUCGCUCUGGCCUCCAACCGAUCCCUUCCCCCCUUAUUAUCCUCCAGACCCCGCGGCGACAAAAGGUACAAGAAGGGAUCCGUAUGCACGUACGUACUCGGCCGCGGCCCUCAAUCCUGCGAGCUGAAUAAGGACUGGAAUAUCAUCAGAGGCGGUGGCUGGCUACUCGGACGCACGCAGCGGGCGGAUCAGUCCAAUCGCCGGUUCUGGGAUGGCCACGAGCGACCCUGAGUCCGGCGCAAACCGACUCAUCGCCGGAAGGCAGG
Messenger RNA from Durotheca rogersii, 1016 nucleotides. RefSeq lists its product as uncharacterized. The coding region runs from base 101 to 676 and encodes 191 amino acids. The record is from RefSeq and is a predicted model, not a curated record. NCBI's taxonomy places the organism in Eukaryota, Fungi, Ascomycota, Sordariomycetes, Xylariales, Xylariaceae. The transcript is spliced from 3 exons.